AAAACUUCUUCAAAGAUGAUCCUAUGAAGAUACCAGACGACAGAUACGGUGAAUCUGCCGACGUCCCUUCUUAUUAUUUUCCCUGUUCAAAAUGUAUAAUAUGAUCUAAGUAUCUAAGAUUUUGUUGCCUUGCUCAUUUUCACGGUUUGCUUUGCGGAGCUCUCUCUCUUGGGCACCAAGCCUCCGCAGAACUACUUUGAUGUCGUUUUAUUCCUGCUUCACGGCUUUUCUGCGGCGAUGUCACCUAUGGGAAUCAAUGCGACCGCGAUCGCCUUCAACGUCAGCAGUGCUUGCCACGAGAACAACGCGAUACUGCUAUUCAAGAUGCCAGGCAUGUGCGCGUAUCUGAAGCAGUGCAAUGACAUGUGUCUAUUGGGCUGCAUGCCAGCGACACUUGCGAUUUUCGUUCUGCUGGCAAAGAUCGGUGUGGGCCCAUUUGUGGACUGGUGCUCCAACGGUUUUGAAGCUGGGACCACUGCUAGAACGUCGGCUACCACAACCAAGAGGGAUGAUGGUCUGAUCGUUACCACUUUUGUGUUGACAGUACUGCAGUUGUUGUUUGUUUUCCGGUUUGGUCCUCGAAACGAAGCUGCGGUUCCGUGUACAUGUUGCGUCUUUUUCGGCGGGUUGAUGCAGGACCAGCCGGUGGCCCCUGAAGACUGGAUCCGAGACAAUCCGACGUUGGACCCAGCGGUCUGGGCGCUGAACAAAGAUGGCGUAGAAAUCGAACAGUAUAUUUGCGGAAGAGCGAUGGAAAAAAUUAUGAAGGAACAACACAUGUUGUUGUUGUACUGAGCACCGUGCGCCGCCAAAAAGAAAAGAGCUGCUUGUUGCGUCUAUUGUUGAUUUGUAACUACUUAGACUUUCCGUGCUUAGCAGACGCAAGUUGUUGUGGGCAUUGGUCAUUUAAUUUGGUCGUUUAUUGAAUACGAAAGGCAUAACUUCUCUUUCUAAGAAAAUGCGCAUCUUGGAUGAGGCUGACAUGCUGUCGACCACGUACACGGAAUACGCGAAGAAUUCGUUGAAGUGGUUCUGGCGCCGGCGUGGGUGGUUAGGCUCGAGCGUGGCGGUGUCGCUGGCGGUUCCGCAGUUGCACAGGGGGGCGGACUUGUGAGACGAAAAGUUAGCAGAAAGAUGUCAGGCAUGCAAAGGUUUGAAACUUGAAUGCUGUAGAUCGGAAAAUGCUUUAAUACAGAUUAUGCUCCACGUACAUUAUGCUGAUAGGAUUGAGG
This is a messenger RNA of Amoebophrya sp. A25, 1232 nucleotides long. The record is from the annotation of a GenBank genome assembly. Lineage: Eukaryota; Dinophyceae; Syndiniales; Amoebophryaceae.